AUGGGGUCCAUUCUAGACUUCAUGCCAGUGCAAGGAAAUGACAGGGUAGCCUGUGCAACUCACAUGCUGAGGGACGAUGAAAGAAUCUGGUGGGAAGUUAUCUCCCAGGCAAGAGACGUUACUGCAAUGACUUGGGCAGAAUUUCAGCAAGCUUUUAAAGACAAGUACUACAAUGCAGCAAUACGGGCAUCAAAGGUGAAUAAGUUUGCCACCUUGACUCAAGGGAACAUGACAGUGACAGAGUAUGUACUAAAGUUUGAUAGACUUGCCAUGUUCGUAGGAGAUUUAGUGCCAACCAAUGCAACUAGAGUAGAUCGGUUUGUUCGAGGUUUAAAACCUAUGAUAGCUAAAGAUGUGGAGAUUGUAUCAGUAGGGGGCAACAUUACAUAUGCCCAGGUUCUGGAAAUGGCUCUCAUCGCUGAAAGAAUGGAAGACAGAACUUGGAAGGAAUGUGCUACUAAAAUAAAGGCAAGGAAGAACGACUCCCAAGGUCAUAAUGCUAAUGAUCAGAAAAGGAAAGGAAGUGACCAGGCAGGCCAAUCAAGCCAAGAUAAGAGGGCCAAAGAUAAUAAGGGAAAUCAUGGCAAUGGUAAUAAGGAAUGGGUACGGUACCUAGAAUGUGAUAAAUGUAAGAAACGUCACCAAGGAAAAUGUCGGGCAAACUCGUGCUAUGGUUGUGGCAAGGAAGGAAACAUCAGGAAGAACUAUCCACAGAAGACUCAGGAAGGGGUUAAAGAACACCACAAGAAGGAUGAUAAUCUGGUUCCAGCAUGUGUGUUCGCUCUCACCAAGCCUCAGGCAGAAGCAAGCACUUUCGUGGUCUUAGGUCAGAUUUUUAUCGCUAGAAUUGAUUGUCAUGUUUUAAUUUAUUCUGGAGCCACUCAUUCUUUUGUUGCAAAGAGAAUAUUGGAUAGAUUUAAUAGACCUUAA
Molecule: messenger RNA, 930 nt
Organism: Humulus lupulus (European hop)
Lineage: Eukaryota; Viridiplantae; Streptophyta; Magnoliopsida; Rosales; Cannabaceae
Exons: 1
Coding region: 1-930 (309 amino acids)
Source: RefSeq, a predicted model, not a curated record